Cryphonectria parasitica EP155 is the source of this 1332-nucleotide messenger RNA. RefSeq names its product MFS general substrate transporter. Bases 1 to 1332 code for a protein of 443 amino acids. Gene Ontology annotation, molecular function: transmembrane transporter activity. The transcript is spliced from 4 exons. NCBI's taxonomy places the organism in Eukaryota, Fungi, Ascomycota, Sordariomycetes, Diaporthales, Cryphonectriaceae. The record is from RefSeq and is a predicted model, not a curated record. Gene Ontology annotation, biological process: transmembrane transport.
AUGGGAUCAUCCGUAGCAUCCAACGAAAUCCCAGCCCUGCAGAAAGUCUUCCACGUCCCCAAUGGAUCACAGACUAUACUCCCGGCCACGAUGUAUCUAAUCGGCUUCGUGCUGGGCCCGCUCGUCUUCGCGCCCCUGAGCGAGCAGUACGGCCGCCGGCCCGUCCUCGUGUGGACCCUCUGCUUGUACAUCAUCUUCACCAUGGCCUGCGCCCUGGCCCCGAACUGGGCUGCCCUCCUCGUCUUCAGGGUUCUGUCUGGCAUAUUUGCCUCACCCCCCAUGAGCGUGACAGGCGGUUCCAUUGCGGAUGUGGACGAGGACAAGGUGGCGAGAGGCAGGGCCAAUGUGAUCUGGUCGACAGCCACGCUUGUUGGUCCCCUGGCAGGCCCUGUCAUUUCUGGCUACACAUACCAAUAUUCGUGGACGUGGGGCUUCUGGGCUGCCAUGAUGCUGUCGGGCAUUUGUCUCGUUGCUGUCCUUUUGCAGCCGGAAACGCUGGCCACCAAGAUCUUGAGAGACAGGGCGGCCAAGCUGAACAAGGAGAAGGGCAGUGAUAGAUAUAUAGCUCCUGCAGACCAAGAAAGGCUGAGUCUGCUCGUUACUUUGAAAAUCACAACCACGAGACCAAUUCAUCUCAUGUUCACCGAGAUGCUUGUUUCCUUGACCUGCCUUUACAUGGCCUUCGUGUACUCUGUAUUUUAUAUGCUGCUCGAGAUCUUCCCAGACAUCUUUGAGGGCAUCUACGGCUUCACGGCAGGCGAGUCUGGUCUCGCAUUCGUCAUCAUGUUUGCAGGCUCGGUCGUCACUGUGGCAGUCUCACUGCUGUACGAUCGAUAUGCACAGGGGAUAGUUCGGAAACACCCACACAAGCAGGCCGAGUAUUUGCGGCUGCCCAUUGCAUGCAUUGGUGGCCCGCUCUUUGUGGUUGCCCUCCUGUGGCUAGGCUGGACAUCGAAACCGUCCAUCCCCUGGAUUGUUCCUUUGCUCUCCAUGGUCCCAUAUGGUGUUGCGUACCAGAUGAUUUUCAUGGCGAUGAUCAAUUACAUCUCAGAUGCAUAUGGGAUCUUUGCCUCGUCCGCGCUGGCAGCCUGUGCCGCUGCCCGAAGUGUUGCAGGCGCUGUGAUCCCCUUGGCAGUGGACAGUAUGGUUGAUGGUUUAGGCAUUGCCUGGUCGUGCUCCUUGCUGGCCUUUAUCAGCUGUGGGCUCAGUCUUGUGCCAUUUGGCUUCAUCAUCUGGGGAGAGAAGAUCAGGGCUCGUAGCAACUUCAGCAAGAAGCUGCAGGAAACUUCUCAUCCGGAAUUAGAGUUGACGAGAAGUCUGUCACUUGUCUAA